AUGAACGACAUCAAACUGGCCCUGCUGGGCAGUGAGGGCGCUGGGAAAUCAGCUGUUCUGGUGCGGUUUCUGACCAAGCGCUUCAUCGGGGAGUACGCCUCCAACACUAAUUCCCUGUAUCGUAAAAGACUAUCCAUUGAUGGUAGACAGCUGAACCUGGAGGUGUUCGACCCUUGCUCUCAGGGAACUGAGGCUAGGUGUAUACUGGAGGAGCCGGUGGACUGGGCUGAUGGCUUUGUGGUGGUGUACAACAUCAGCGACCGAACAUCCUUCAUCAAUGCUGAAAACAUUCUGCAGCAGAUCAGAGAGACACGGAUUGAGAACUGCAAAGGGGAGGUGGAGGUGCCAGUCUGUCUUGUGGGCAACAAGCAGGACCUGUGCCACGCCCGGCAGGUUUGUGAGGAGGAGGGCCGCUCGCUGGCGCAGGAGAACCGCUGCCUUUUCCAGGAGGUGUCGGCGGCCGAGAGCUACCAGGAGAUCGCCAACCUCUUCACCCAGCUCAUCAGACAAGUGAUGGAGCACCUCAAGUACCGCACCGACCGACGCCGCUACAGCAGCUCCAAGUCCAUGGCCAAGCUCAUCAACAACAUGUUUGGCAAGAGGAGGAAGUCCGUGUGA
Messenger RNA from Salvelinus namaycush (lake trout), 618 nucleotides. Its product is annotated as ras-related and estrogen-regulated growth inhibitor-like protein. Lineage: Eukaryota; Metazoa; Chordata; Actinopteri; Salmoniformes; Salmonidae. The record is from RefSeq and is a predicted model, not a curated record. The transcript has 5 exons. The coding region runs from base 1 to 618 and encodes 205 amino acids. Gene Ontology annotation, molecular function: GTPase activity; GTP binding.